AUGAUGGCAAAUGGCUACCUCUGGCUGGGGAAUUCGAGGUCGUCCACUCCGUCCCCCUCCAUCCUCAGCUGCCACCACUGGAUCCACAAAGACAUCACACCACCAGGAUUCACCGGCCGGGAGCGCAAUGCGAUUGAAAACACUCUGGCACAGAGCCGUGACUUCACGGCUGACGUCAUCGAAGUGUAUCAGGUGGGUGCGAAAUACCCUUACAUCUGCAAUUCAGCGGUCAUCCCUGUGGUGUGUUGUGUGUGUGUCAGGUGGUGAGAGGCCCCCUCCCCGCCAUCGACCGUGACGCCCUCCUGCCCCUGCCCGUCGACUUCCCCCGGCCUCUGUCUCCGAGUGCUCUGUCGUCGCGCGAGAGGACGUGCCGCACGCCAGCGUGACGUGACUGAGUGAUUGAUCGUUUUGUUGUGUGUGGGUGGUGCACUGUGUGUUUUGCGUUGGCCUGCGUGUUGGUUUGCGGCAAUCGUAGCGCUGCAACGGCUUUAUGAAGUCAGCCAUGUGUGCCGUGCUGUUUGCUCGUCAUAACGCUACUCUUUCGAGGUGUGUUUUGUGUAUUCAUGCAGUGAUGUGAUUGUUAUCGGAGUCGUGCCGCAGAUGUAGCACACGCUGCUGUUUUUGGCGUUGAUUUAUUCGAUUUUCAUGUUUGGCACAGACGUGGCCAGGCGGACGUGACUGAGGUGUGUGGCCAGGCGGGUCCAUUCGAAUUCAAAGACUGAUUUCGUGGAUGUCAUAUAUGC
Molecule: messenger RNA, 743 nt
Organism: Vitrella brassicaformis
Lineage: Eukaryota; Vitrellaceae
Source: the annotation of a GenBank genome assembly